AUGUCCGCCGUUGUAGCCCCUGGCGGGAGGGCUGUUAGCGGGGUUGUUCUUAACGAAGCUGCUGCUGCUAGCGGGUCGGUUCUUAGCGGGGAUCUUCUGGCAGGCGGCGAUGCGGCCGCGGCGCCAGUGAUGGUGUUAGGGGAGGAGCAAAUGGUGGGGGUCGGAGAAACCGGAAAGAAGGUUCCUUUCUACCUGAGGGAGGCGAAGCCAGGAGUGAUCGAACUGUCUGCAGCCACUCUGCCCCACGUGCUGCGGCUCAGGCCCACCCUGGUCAUGUUCUACGCGCCCUGGUGCCCCUACUGCCAGCGCAUGGAGGCCGCAUGGGCGGCUCUGGCGGAGAAGCUUCAUCAGGAGAGCUUCAACGUGCAGGUUGCUCGAGUGGAUGCAUACAGAUACCCUGAGUUGACGGACAAGUACAAGAUCCCAGGCUUCCCCACACUCAUGCUGUUCAAUGGGGAGAGGCCCGUUGCGACACACAGGGGGAGGAGGAACCUGGAGGCGCUCUUCUCCUUUGUGGAAAAGCAUUUCUGA
This is a messenger RNA of Closterium sp. NIES-65, 531 nucleotides long. Lineage: Eukaryota; Viridiplantae; Streptophyta; Zygnematophyceae; Desmidiales; Closteriaceae. The record is from the annotation of a GenBank genome assembly.